AUGCCACAUGCCUUGUCUUGAGCAUCCAUUCUUUGUACUUCUUUUUCCUGACUCAUAAAAGUUGAAAGCAACCAACAGGCUGUCCUUAUUAUCCAUCUUCCUUUCUUUCUCUCUCAACCUACUACACUCACUGGAGGAGGUGAGGAAGCCCCUAUAUUUGGAAAAAAUAAAUAUUAAAAUAUUUGGUUCAACUUCUAAGACGGAGCAUAUCAUCCAGACCUUUUUGCCUCUCUCUCCUCCUUCUUCAGUAUCAACUUUCAAUACAUUAUCCACUCCACUGUGUGCACAAAUCCAUGACUUCACAUCCUUUAACUCUCUAACAGGCAACCACUGGUCGGUGAAGGAAGAACUGAGCAUCCUAUUGCUGCUCUUGUCUGCAACUGCAAGUACUCUCUCCCUUCCUUCUUUCAAUCACUACUGUUUAUUUAUUAUUUAUAUUUAUUUCCUUUCUACUUUUAUCUUUCUAGUUGCUUCACUGUGCCUUCUUUGGUAACCUUCUCAAUUUAUGCUUCCAUUUUCCUUGGAACUCUUCCUACUACUUCAUUAACUCUAGGCGGUCAUGUCUUUAUUUACUUAUUUAAUUCUUCUUAAAAUUUAACCCUUUCUUUCUUCCUAGUACGGACAAAAACUUGUCCAAUGUGUUUGUCUUAUAAUUGCCUGUUUGUGUCUGUCUAGUUUUUCUUGAUUUCCUCCUCCCCCUCUAUCAUCAUCUAUCACUUUCCAUUCUUCUUCAAUUGGACUUUUACCCAUCCCCUUUUCACUUGCUUCUUAAUUUAAGUUUGCCUCUCCUUACUGUCUCACUAUUUAUGCAAUACAACCUCAUGCCUUUCUCACUGCAUAAUUUUCUCUGUUGCUCCUCAUGCAAUUCUGAACCUAUGGUACAUAGCACAUAUAGAAGGCUUCCAUACCCAACAUAGACUCGAUGGAGGAGCAUAACAGAUUUGGAGUUUAUAGAAUGGAGGGAGAGUUUUCUGUGGACUUGAAGCUUGGUCAUGUGGGGAAUUCUGGCACUGAAUCAGCAUUAGCCAAGUUCAAAGAUGUUGCUGCUGGUGCUGGAGUCUCCAAAGUGGCUUCCUCACCUUCAGGGUCUUCUAAGAGAGCUAGAGCCAUUAACAGCACAACCCUGACUGUGUCAUGCCUUGUGGACGGGUGCAAUUCUGAUCUUAGCAACUGUAGAGAUUAUCAUAGGCGACACAAGGUGUGUGAACUCCAUUCCAAGUCCCCAGAGGUCACAAUCGGUGGCCUCAAGCAAAGGUUCUGCCAACAAUGUAGCAGGUUUCAUUCGCUGGAGCAAUUUGAUGAGAGAAAAAGAAGCUGCAGAAAGCGUUUAGAUGGACACAACAGACGGAGAAGAAAGCCUCAGCCAGAACCUCACACCCGACCUGGUAGUUUUUUAUCGAAUUACCAAGAUUUUUCAGGUACUCAGUUGCUACCAUUCUCAAAUCCACACGUGUAUCCUUCCAGUGCCAUGAUGAGCACCCCUUGGAGUGGAGGGCUUGUGACUUCCUCUGCAGAUGCUAGGUUGCACAACCAGCACCACCAUCAAGAGCUAUUUCUAGGAUCUUCUCAGAAAGAAGGGAAGCAAGUGGCAUUCCUACACGGUAACCAUCCCUCCACAGGUGCACUGAGCAACCAAAGCCUUCCCUUUCCGUCUCCUUCUGUGUGCCACACGCUUCUGAGGAGCAGCCCUUUAUCAGAAAGUUGUGGAGCGAGAAGCAAAAUGUUCUGUGAAAGCUUAACAACAACAAAUUCGGUGCAUGACACUCCUUGUGCUCUCUCUCUUCUGUCAUCAUCACAGACGCACACACCUGGGAAUGGUUUGAAUCAAAUGGUGCAGGCACCGUCGAUGUCCCUGAUGCAGCCCUUAGGCCUGAGUCUGCAGGAUAACAGCAACUUAGAGUCUGUGGAGCGAGUGUUGGUUCCCAAUGGGAGUGACCACUGUUCCUCCAUGUAUAGCUUGGGUUCUGAUGGAUCCCACUGCAAUGAAGCCCCUCAACUGUUCCCCUUUCAAUGGGAAUAGACCUUUUCAUCGUAAGCCAAUCAUUCAUAAUCACACUUUGUCUUUCAUUCCUAAUGAAUUCUGAUUUUUAUCCUAAGCCAAUCAUUCCUCAUCAAUCCUUAAACCCUUAUGAACAAUCCUGCUAUUUUUAUCUGUAUCUUCACACCAACAAAAACUAAACAAUUUUACAUGCCAUUCACUACACUAACUUAACUGUAUAACCAAAAUUUACAUGUAUACCUUUAA
Molecule: messenger RNA, 2245 nt
Organism: Vigna radiata var. radiata (mung bean)
Lineage: Eukaryota; Viridiplantae; Streptophyta; Magnoliopsida; Fabales; Fabaceae
Product: squamosa promoter-binding-like protein 13A
Exons: 5
Coding region: 923-2020 (365 amino acids)
Cellular component (GO): nucleus
Molecular function (GO): DNA binding
Source: RefSeq, a predicted model, not a curated record